Molecule: messenger RNA, 2266 nt
Organism: Helicoverpa armigera (cotton bollworm)
Lineage: Eukaryota; Metazoa; Arthropoda; Insecta; Lepidoptera; Noctuidae
Product: RYamide receptor
Biological process (GO): neuropeptide signaling pathway
Cellular component (GO): plasma membrane
Molecular function (GO): neuropeptide Y receptor activity
Source: RefSeq, a predicted model, not a curated record
AUGUCUAUUCAGGAGGAUAGAGCGAAGUGGAAGAAGGAAGAUACGGAAACUUCAGUGGAUAACUUUUCGUGCACGAAUUGCAACAAUGAAUCUUAUUACAAUAAUAACUAUUCUUAUCCGGACGAACUUAUUUGUAUUUUUCAUACGGAUGAAGACAUUGCCUCCGGUGUUUUUAAAAUAUUUGUAUACGUGAUGUAUAUAGCAGUGUUUGUGGCGGCAUUGUUAGGGAACGGUUUAGUGUGCUCAGUAGUGCACACCACGCCGCGAAUGAAGACAGUGACGAACUACUUUAUAGUGAACUUAGCGGUGGGAGACAUUUUAAUGACAUUGUUCUGUGUGCCGUUUUCGUUUGUGUCCAUGUUAUUGUUACGGUACUGGCCGUUUGGUGCGUUUAUGUGCAAAGCGGUGAACUUUUCGCAGGCGGUGUCAGUGCUUGUCAGUGCGUAUACUUUACUCGCGAUAUCGAUAGAUCGGUAUAUAAUUAUAAUGCACCCACUGAAGCCGCGGCUGGGCAAGACGGCAGCUAAGUUCGUGGUGUUCGCUGUGUAUUGGGCGUUCAUUACAGCGGCGCCAAUACCAAUUGUAUCAACACUGCAGAGGCCUUCACUAUGGCACCGAGCAUGUGAAGUUGACAUUUGUGGUGAGCAAUGGUCGAGUCCGGAGAAGAGCCGGCAGUACACAUACGCGCUGUUGGUGCUUCAGUUCGUGCUGCCGCUGAGCGCGCUAAUAUGCACGUACGCGCGCAUUGCGCAUACUGUGUGGGAGGCCGGCCGCCCGGGAGGCGCAGGACGCGCGAGAUUCGCGCAUGCAACAUUCAAACGAAAGAUGAUCAAAAUGAUGUUGACAGUGGUCACUGUGUUCACGAUGAGUUGGCUGCCCCUUAACAUUUUUAUAGUGCUAUGGACGGUCCACGAAGACGAUGACGAAUGGAGCAUGUGGCCUGGCAUGCCAUACUUGUGGUUCGCAUGCCACUGGCUGGCGAUGUCCCACUCGUGUUACAAUCCCAUGAUCUACUGCUACAUGAACGUACGGUAUCGACGAGGAUUCAAAGAGAUACUCGGUGGGUUGCUGUGUUUGAAGAAAAAGGAUUCCGGCAGGCCGUAUCAGCGCUCAAGUAUUUGUGAAGGCAUACCUUUGUCGGAAUUUAUGGGUGGGCACGGUACCGGGGCGUCUAACCGCCGUAGUGCGUCGGUGUGCAAGUGGCAGGCGUCUAAAAGUGCAGGUGUGUCGAAUGGCGGCAAAAGUACCAACUGCACGUCGCGACUUCAACCCCGGUCGUCUGGAAAUUCCUCAACGGCUCCGGUCGGCGCCAUGUCUAUACGCUCACAAUUCUUCUAAGAAUGUUUAGAUAUGACAUCUGAAAAUUUUACUUUCCUAAGUUUUACGGACGAGAAUCUCAACUUUUUACAUCCGAAUAGGCUGCCAAUUGUGGGAAUAUGUAACUACUAGCUGGUGCCCGCGACUUCGUCUGCGCAGGUUUAGUAUUUCGAACAAUAUGUUUACAAAUUGUAGCCUAUGUGUUAUUCUGAUGUAUAAGCUAUAUUAUUGUAAAGUUUCAUUAAAAUCCAUUCAGUAGUUUUUGCGUGAAAGAGUAACAAACAUCCAUACAUCCAUACAUCCAUACAUACAAACUUUCGCGUUUAUAAUAUUAGUAGGAUAACAAUAGUUAUAAAUUGUCAACAAAGAAUAAAUGUGACAACAACAUUUCAAAUUCAAAUUGAGCUUUAUUUUUAUACCCGACAUAGUACAAUGUACCUUUACUGACCAUUGCUACUAUACCACUGUCGUUGAAGGCCUGAAUUUGAUUCUCCUGGAUUGCAUUCGGCAUUUUGUAAGUACAUUGAUAUUUUGCAUUUGUUUCUUAUGAGUUCUCCGCUUUGAUGCUACCUGGACCUUAGGCUCUGGAACUGCCGCGCCAUUGCACUGAGACCGAAAGUCCAAGUCAAAGGAUAUCAGUUUUAUUAUUAUAACAUUAAUAAUCAAUUCAAAGUCAUACAUGUAUUGUCAUGUAAUAGCUCGGGUAAAGUAUACUAGGUAAAUGUGUAGAAAAAUCUUAGCGUUUGAUAGAAAUUCUUCGUACUUGGUCAUCUGGUAUGACGGAGGUAGAAAUAUCCGUCAAGACUUUGUAAUAUCCGGCAGUCCCGUAGUAAAAAGGGACACCUAGAUGUCGGACAUUAAAAACUAAGUUACCGGCGACACAUUAUAUUGCUCCAGGGUUUUUAAAAAGAAAAUACAAAAUCUUGUAGUUAUUUGAACACCUAUAUUU